GCGAACAAAAGCAAUCGAACCUGUAUGAUUACAGGAAAAGAGAAAAUAAAGUAAAAUUUUGAUCACCUAUCAAGGUGUUGAAACAGGUGAACAAGCUUUAUAAUAAAAGUGUAAGGAUCCAAACGUUUGCUGCUGCGUGGCCUGUUCCCUAGUGACAAUUUGUGCUGCGAAAGUUACAAGCCAAAGUGCAAAUGAUAACUCAUGAAUAUGAAAUUUUGAGUGAUAAAUUUUGGAACAAAUUUACUGCGUGAUAUGCAAAUUCCUUACAGUGUGACAAACAACGCAGUUGAAGAACGAAAACGAGCGUCGAUAAACUAAAAAUAGAUUUUCCUGUUUGUGACAAGAGAAAUUUUUCUCUAAAUGUAAACUGAUUGAUAAGAAAGGUGAAGAUAACCACUAAAUUUCAUCCCUUCUGUGCGGGUGGCAGCUACUAAGGGACGGCCUUGAAAACUCUGUGAACGUGUCGUAAUUGGCAGGCUGUUGUGAUGAACGAAAACCGCUUCACUAAUUACCUUCAGCAAGGACCAGCGCAGCAAAUGCGUCAGUAUCAGCACCAGUGUCGGAUAUGCGGAUCGACGGACGGUCUACGGCGUUGCAGCCGCUGCCAGGUUGCUUACUACUGUUCGCAAGAACAUCAGCGUCUGGAUUGGAAGCUGCACAAGCUGGAGUGUCGAUCGAUUCAACUGCUUCCGAAUAAUGGCCAGCAACUACAGUACGGUGAGACCACUUCCGCCUGCAGGCCUUCACUUCAAUCUAGCUCAAGAACGGAGCCAACAAUCUUCCAACAGCAGCAGCAGCAGCAGCGGGCGACAUCGCUUGGCGGAAUGGUGUACGACGGCGGUCGCACUGCUGCACAAAGUGGCGUACGUGAUGAAAAUUUGUCAACAAACGGAUUGCGAACCACUAACACUGGCAUGAUGGUGAUGGAUGGAGUCGUUUGUACGCGAGCGCCGUCGACGGUAUCUUCACCCACACAGCUGCAACUUGUGACGACGACGACGACCACGACGUCUUCGAUUGUGAACGUCGAGGAUGAACUGCUGUUGAGCGACAAUGCAGUAUCGAAGUUGUACGCCAGCGAGUCGGUAGAGGAAUUGGUAGAUUUGGAUCAGAUCGACGUGGAUCACAUUUUAAACGAAAAUAAUUUCCUCAACAAUCUGAAUUUUUUGGACGAAAAUCCCAGCGUGUCAGAGAGUGUGGACAAUAGCAGCAUCGACUACGGUCGUACCGGUGAAACGAGUGCCAUUGGGAAUAACAGAAGCACAAGUGCGGAUAGGUUUGCUAUCGGAACAAACGAACUAACCAGUGAAGGGACACAGAACAACCAGGUUGAGGUGUUGCUUAACGAAGACGACGAAAUGCAGCUAACACAAACGGUAGCGGUUGCUUCGCCACUGUCUGGGCAGAGUCAGCUUUCCGGCAGUGGAUCACCGAUAAUGAUGGGAAGCAACAGCAGUAGUAAUGCCAGUACGGACGAAAGUGUCAGUGCCUUGCUCAACGCGAAGAUCGACAAUCUGUUAGGACUCGGCCAGCCGGCCGGCACCAGCUCUGAUGAUGAUGCUCUGCUUGCCGACCUUGAGCAAGAGAGCUUGGACGAGGCAUGCAGCAGUUUGGUUCGGGACAUGAACGAAUACGGCGUUUGUGUGCUGGAUAGUUUCCUCGGUCCGGAGCGUGGUAUGAAGGUGUUGGAGGAGGUUACCGGCAUGUACUCGUCCGGAGUGUUUCGGGACGGUCAACUGGUUUCUAAUCGGGUCGGGAUGAAUAUGCGACACAUCCGCGGAGACAAGAUAACCUGGAUCGGAGGGAAGGAAGCGGGUUGCAGCAAUAUCGGCUAUUUGAUUAAUCGGGUGGAUGCUGUCAUUACGAACUGUCGACGGAUGAAGAACAACGGUAAACUUGGGCAGCACAAUAUUCGAGAACGAACGAAGGCGAUGGUAGCCUGCUAUCCUGGAUCCGGCUCACACUACGUCAAACACGUGGACAAUCCGAACCGGGACGGUCGUUGCAUCACUGCCAUCUACUACCUCAAUCUCGAUUGGGACGUACAGAAGAGUGGUGGCCUCUUGCGGAUUUUCCCGGAAGGCUGCCACGACCGAGUAGCCGACAUCGAACCUGUAUUCGAUAGGAUACUAUUUUUCUGGUCUGACCGACGGAAUCCGCACGAGGUGCAACCAGCUCAUCGAACCCGCUAUGCCAUCACCCUGUGGUAUUUGGAUGCCGAAGAACGGGAAUCGGCCCGCCUGCGAUACCAGCGGGAUUACGAUAGCAAGAGAUUCAACGCGUGAGACCGGCGGCUAGGUUCGAUAUUCGUUGUUCGAAAAGUUCUUGUACCAGUCACACCCAUUAGCACUCAGCGCAUGCACAUGCAGGACGGAUAGAACUCUAUAUUACGUUACGACAGCUAGAAGGACAAGUGCGCUGCCUGCAGGGCUAACAUAAGCGCUUCGAACCGUUGAUUUAGGAUACCAAAAAAUGUGAUACUCUAUUGCUGAUUUUAUUGCAAAUCAAAUGUUAUUAUUUUUCCAAUGUAUUUCUGUUGUUAUGUACAUAGAAGAACAAAAGCGAUAACCAGUAGCUUUUUUUACUAAAUACUUGAAAAAUUAGUCAAAUGAUAGGCAUAAGGCACGAACUGUUCCAAACAGAUGCAAGAGACCGGUCGCACCGAUUAAACGACGAAAGUAUCAGGUCUAUUGUAACAUUAGUCAAAUUAUUCACCAUAUAAGUUAUCAUCGUGAAAUGUAGGUUAGCAUUUUAUCCAUGUGAAUUGAAAAAUUUUUUGAUUCAAAAAACAUCAGUACAUUGAUACCAAGAAAAGUUUUUUAUGGCAAGUUGGUGUUUGGUUCUAGAUUAAGCUUUGUAUACAAAAAAUAAUACGUUUGAUUGAAGCAAACAAAAUUUACCCCUGAUUCAGAAAUAAACCGAAGGAUUGUUUCGGAAAUUUGCCAAGCUGUGUAACAAACAAAAUGUUUAAAAAUUCUUGACAUUGUAACAA
This is a messenger RNA of Sabethes cyaneus, 2992 nucleotides long. RefSeq names its product rho GTPase-activating protein gacZ (gene Hph). Lineage: Eukaryota; Metazoa; Arthropoda; Insecta; Diptera; Culicidae. Gene Ontology annotation, biological process: peptidyl-proline hydroxylation to 4-hydroxy-L-proline; cellular response to hypoxia. Gene Ontology annotation, molecular function: L-ascorbic acid binding; peptidyl-proline 4-dioxygenase activity; ferrous iron binding. Gene Ontology annotation, cellular component: nucleus; cytoplasm. The transcript is spliced from 6 exons. The record is from RefSeq and is a predicted model, not a curated record. The coding region runs from base 486 to 2285 and encodes 599 amino acids.